Messenger RNA from Amphibalanus amphitrite, 1790 nucleotides. RefSeq names its product twisted gastrulation protein homolog 1-A-like. The record is from RefSeq and is a predicted model, not a curated record. Gene Ontology annotation, biological process: regulation of BMP signaling pathway. Lineage: Eukaryota; Metazoa; Arthropoda; Thecostraca; Balanomorpha; Balanidae. The coding region runs from base 215 to 952 and encodes 245 amino acids. The transcript is spliced from 5 exons.
UGGGGUCGAGACGCGCUGGCCGCGGCCGGGCCGAUAGUUGUCUGAAUCCGGGGCCGGCCGCUCGCGCGGGGACAGCGGCUGAUCGCGCGCCCGUCAGUGCACACUGUGAGCGCAUCCGGACAGCACCGGGCAGCCGAUCCCGCGCGCGCGCGAGCCAGCGAGUGAGUGCGAGUGUGUGCUGAGUUCCAGCUGCACGCAGCGUCACUGCACCAUCAUGGAGCCGCUGCGGACUGUGUCGGCGGCCGUGUGUCUCCUGCUCGCGCUGUGGUGGACCACACCAGGACUGGCCUGCAACGAGGCCGUCUGCGCCAGUAUCGUCUCCAAGUGCAUGCUGACCGGCAGCUGCAAGUGCGACAUGACCGACCUGUCCAACUGCACGUGCUGCAAGGAGUGCUCCGAGUGCCUCGACAACUUGUAUGAGGAGUGCUGCUAUUGCUUCAAGAUGUGCCCGAAGCCGGAGCGCAGCUGGUCCGAUCUGGCCAUGCACUCUGAGGUGGAGGAGUUCCACGACCCCGAGAUCGGCCUCUUCAGCACCCUGACCAACAAGCACGACCCCAAGCAGCGCUGGAUCAGCUAUACGUUUCCCGUGGACCACCAGAUCGUCGACUUUGGACACAAGUACCAAAUCCGAAUAGUGUCAGUGGACGAGAGCGCGCCAGAGGGCGGCACGGAGCCGCAGCAGGUGACCGUCAACUGCACGGUGGCCUACCUGACGCAGUGCCGCUCCUGGGCCAAGUGCUCCUUCUCGUGCCAGACCAUGGGCGCCAGAAGCGUGCGCUGGUUCCACAACGGCUGCUGCGAGUGCAUCGGCAGCACGUGCAUCAACUUCGGUAUCAACGAGAGCAGGUGUCUCGGCUGCAGCGACGGGAUCGAGGACAUGCUGCAUGACGAGGGUGAGCUCAGCGACGACCAGCUGGACCAGGUGCUGAUGGCCGAGAUGACAGAGGUGUGAGACGGACAGACGCACUGCGCAGGCGCCGACAGCCGAACGGCUCAGCUCGGAUCGGCCCGGUGCGCGGAUCGCUCAGGGACGGACAAAUGUGCAGGAAAUUCAGCGAAUUCAGGAACUCGGCUCAGGGAUGGAGACGCACCGCCGCCGAUGGCGCCUGCACGGCUGAAGGAACACUGAUAUGUGACCGGUGGCUGAGAUUCGGUACCAGGUCUGUUAGGAAGCCGAGGCCAAAGAGUGAUCUCAGGAGAACGUUUGUGGUUGAGAUAAAAACACCGGCAGUGAAUUCGAAGCAAGCUGAGUGCGGUCGUGUUGGAUGUCUGGCUCAGACGUGCGGGCCACAUCUAGUUUCAUUCUGCUCUGUUUUUAUUACGAUUUAUUCUGACUUUGAUGACGCUCCUGUUCGUUUUAAGGAGAAACCAAACUUGACUGUAAUCCAGUAUAUUUAUUGUCCUAAUUGGUGACAGAAUGACGCAUAAAAAUGGCAAGUUAUCAGCAAGCGACAAUCGAUGUGCAUUGUGACUUUUGCGAUGUACAUUGUGCGAUAUUUGUGUAAAAUAUUUGUUGACUGUUCUUCGACUGUACUCAAGCUUUGCAUUUAGGCCUAGGUAUAUACGGAAGACGGCAUCCUGCUGCCGAAAAAUUCAUCUCAGGAAGCAAUUACGGAUGUAUCAUGCUUUUGCUUGUUCCAGCGAAUGUAGAAAGCAGAUGAUGUAGGCUGCAAUUUAUGCCACUGGAACGGACUGAAUUCACAUACCUGAAUUUUUAACUGCAUGCAUGGCGCAUAGUAAGUGCAAGGAUGAUCGACCAAUGUUGUAAAUGCAUUCAAUCGUGACCUGUA